Messenger RNA from Cloeon dipterum, 1779 nucleotides. RefSeq names its product syntaxin 13 (gene Syx13). Gene Ontology annotation, cellular component: membrane; endomembrane system; synaptic vesicle. Gene Ontology annotation, molecular function: SNARE binding; SNAP receptor activity. The record is from RefSeq and is a predicted model, not a curated record. The coding region runs from base 231 to 1115 and encodes 294 amino acids. The transcript is spliced from 5 exons. Gene Ontology annotation, biological process: intracellular protein transport; vesicle-mediated transport; vesicle fusion. Lineage: Eukaryota; Metazoa; Arthropoda; Insecta; Ephemeroptera; Baetidae.
GCUGCUUGGCCCUGUUAGUCAUCAUUUUUCCAACCUUUAUCAGAACUUGACCUCCUACACUCUGCUAAAAUUUUAGAAAUGCAUCUCUAAACCUGCCAUUCUUCCCGUGCUCCUUGUUCCUGUGUUUUAUCAUACUUUUUGCUUCGCACGAAAACCAGGAAAUUCUUUUCUGACUUCGACUUUCGUCCAACUAAGGCUCUUCAUACCUGUAGUGACAAUCUACAAGCAAAAUGGAGAGACAGGAUUUUGCGGGAGCAGGGUCUUCCAGAGGCUAUGGUGCGACAGAGCAAAGGGUCCCCAACGUAGAUUUUAGUACUUUCAGUCCCACUGAGUUCUACCAGUUGUGUGAAAGCAUAUCAACCAAUGUAUACACCAUAAACCAAAGCUGGAAAAAGCUGGAAGAGGCAAUGAAAAUUCUAGGAACUGAUCGUGACUGUCUUGGGUUGAGAGACAACUUACACAUUGAGCAGCUGAGCACCAACCAGCUUGUUGGCGAAACAACAAGGGGCAUCCAGAAGUUGAAUUUUUUAGUGAAGCGAGGAGCAAAACCACAAAGGUUGCAAUUUGAGAGACUGCAGACUGAAUUCAAAGACGCCAUCAAACGUUACGGGCAAAUGCAGAACCAAGUAGCAUUGAGAUUGCGAGCCCAUGCGCUCCAGCCAACUCGUUCUUUGGACAAUGAGUAUGAGCAGGAUAAUGAACUUGAAGAACGAGCGCAGCUAAUCGCCAAACAGAAGCAAAUGCAACGAGAAUUGGAUUAUGAAAAGGACAUGUUGCAAGAGCGAGAAAAAAGGAUCAAACAAAUUGAGGAAGAUGUUUUGGAUGUCAACGAAAUCAUGAGGGAGUUAAGUGCUAUGGUUCAUGACCAAGGAGAAGUUGUAGCAAAUAUUGAGGACAACAUCGAGCGAGUUCAUACAGACGUAAACAUGGGUCGGCAACAACUGGAGCAAGCCUCACGCUACCAAAAUAGUAGACGCAGAAAGCUGUGCUGGUGUGCGUCAGUAGCAUUUGUCGUUGCGCUAAUAAUCAUUGGAUUGAUCAUCGUUGAAUUUGUAACCGCAAGUCCUUCACCACCUACACCAGCACCUACUACGCCCCCUUCUCUUCUGCAAUGAAGCUACAGAAUAUUCAUAAAUAUCAUGUGCCCGCUGUGAAUGGCUGUAAUGUAUUAAUCAGAUUUUUAAAAUUAAGAAAAUAAUAUUUUUCAUAUUUUUAAUACUGCGUUCAAACUAUAUAGAUAGCAGCAAAAUUACCUAUCUUUUUGACUGUUAAGGGAUCUCGCCCGUUAUUAAGUGGUAAAUAGCUUGCUAAAUCAGUUUAGGGUCUGGGUCCAGGACUAAUCAUUAUUACGCUUGUGGUUAUCAAGGGUUGAGCAAACCACCUAAGCUGAUAUAACAUACGAGUGUUUUAACAUGAGGUCUACAGUCAUCAAUUGAUAUUUUGGUACGACCCACCACACACUAAACGUAGAGACCAGAAAUUCCUAAACGACUCUUGUAUAUGACUAUGGUACAGUUUAAUAAGUCAAACCAACAAAUAAAAUGAGGAUGAUUGGGACCCCUUAACCCUUUUUGAAAAUAUAUUUUUAUUGCAAACUCUCCCCACCUUUUAUGCUCACUAUAAAACUAUUCUCUUUACUUCUAUAGAAUAAUAAGAGCUCUAUAUGUUUCAACCAUUAUUCGCGUAUUUAAGAUGGCCGAGAUUUUGUCAAAUAAUAUUAUUGGUUAUUCGCCAAAUAAGCGAUGUCUGCUUAUGUGAACAUAAGAUUUUUAAAUAAAU